Molecule: messenger RNA, 5066 nt
Organism: Elaeis guineensis (African oil palm)
Lineage: Eukaryota; Viridiplantae; Streptophyta; Magnoliopsida; Arecales; Arecaceae
Product: ABC transporter C family member 3
Biological process (GO): transmembrane transport
Cellular component (GO): membrane
Molecular function (GO): ATP hydrolysis activity; ATP binding; ABC-type transporter activity
Source: RefSeq, a predicted model, not a curated record
CGCCUUGCACGCCCUCGUGCACGCUCUUUUCAUCCCCCGCUUCUAUAAAAUCGCUUCUUUCUGCCUUGUUCUCUCCCCGUGAACUCAUGAUCGUCAGAGAAGAAAGGAUCGAAAGGCUGCGGUCUUGGACUCUCUUUGAUGGUAUGUCAGCUUCUUUCUCGCGCUCUCCUUUGUUUCGAAUGCCUUGGGAUGCUGGAUUCCUCCUCAGGCCCAUCUUUAUUCAUGGGUGGUUCUCUGUUUCUUGCCACCUCGGCCUCCUGCUAGUCCUGGCCUGGGUCUGGCUCUGUCGGAGGCGCAAGAGUGGAGCCUCUAGUAAGGAGAGAGUAGAGAACAAUCGGUUUUCGUAUUCAAAAUUAGUCCUUUGGACCUCCCUGUGUCUGGGCCUGCUUGAUCUCUUCCUCUGUCUUUUUAACUACUUCUGGAAUCAGGAUGGAUUCUGGUCUGGCGACCGGCUUGCCGUGCAGUUGGACUUGUCUACCAGAGUCGUUGCAUGGUUCGCCAUCUCCGCUUACCUGCACUUCGAGUUCUUCCCUUCAAGGGAGAAGAAAUUUCCCUCCUUUCUUAGGAUUUGGUGGGUUCUGUUCUUCUUGAUAUCAUGCUCUAGUCUUGUCGUAGACUUUCUAUAUUUCAAAAAUCAUGGAAUUCUUCAGCCCCAUCUGUGGGGGCUGGAUUUUGGAUCACUAUUUUGCGGUCUGUUUCUUGGCUGUGCUGGGCUCGUCGGGAAGAGGACUCUCGAAGAGAGUCCUCUUCUUCAGGAGCCUCUAUUGAGUGCUGCUAGUGUCAAUGAGUCACCCAAUACCAGUUGCACCGGCGAUGUCUCCCUUUUUGCAAAUGCCGGUCUUCUCAGCAUCCUUACCUUCUCUUGGAUGGGUCCUUUGCUCUCCGUUGGUCAUAAGAAGACGUUGGACCUCAAAGAUGUUCCACAGUUAGCUGAUACUGAUAGUGUCAGUGGCGUCUUCCCCAUUUUCAAAAGUAAGCUCGAGUCAUACACUGGUGGUGAUGGCAAUAGCAGCAGCAAGGAAGGGAGUGGAAGUGGUAGCGGUGGAAUUACCGCAGCUAGAUUAGCAGCGGCAAUAGUAUUCUCUGUCUGGGGGCAAGUCCUGUUGACGGCGUUGUAUGCGCUCGUGUACACGGUUGCCUCGUACGUGGGUCCCUACCUCAUCGAUUUCUUUGUUCAGUACCUCAAUGGGAGUCGGGAGUUCGCACAUGAAGGAUAUCUUUUGGUGUUGGUAUUCAUCGUGGCAAAGCUUCUCGAGUGCCUCUCACAGAGGCAUUGGUUUUUCAGAUUGCAACAGGCCGGGAUCAGGGUCCGGGCUUCACUUAUUGCUAUGAUCUACCAAAAGGGUCUCACUCUGUCGAGUCACUCGAGACAGAGCAGAAGUAGUGGCGAGAUCAUCAACUUAAUGAGUGUCGAUGCCGACAGAGUGGGGCUCUACAGCUGGUACAUGCAUGAUCUGUGGAUGGUCGUUUUGCAAGUCACGCUGGCCUUGUUGAUCUUGUAUUCUUGUCUGGGGCUUGCUUCACUUGCCGCUUUAGCAGCCACCUUUGUUGUAAUGUUAGGCAAUGUUCCACUGGGGAAGGUGCAAGAGAAGUACCAGGAGAAGAUGAUGGAGUCGAAAGACAUCAGGAUGAAAGCUACUUCGGAGAUCUUGAGAAAUAUUAGAAUUCUCAAGCUUCAAGGCUGGGAGAUGAAGUUCUUAUCCAAAAUAAUCGAGUUAAGGAAAACCGAGACGAAUUGGUUGAAGAAAUAUGUUUAUGCAUUUGCCAUAACAACAUUUGUCUUCUGGGGUUCGCCUACUUUUGUCGCGGUGGUCACCUUUGGAGCUUGCAUGUUUAUGGGGAUACCAUUAGAAUCAGGAAAAAUUCUGUCCGCGCUUGCAACAUUUAGAGUGUUGCAAGAGCCGAUCUAUAGUCUACCAGACACGAUCUCAAUGACCAUUCAGACCAAAGUCUCCCUUGAUAGAAUUUCUUCAUUUCUCUGCCUUGAGGACUUGCAGCCUGAUAUAGUACAGAGACUUCCAAGAGGCAGCUCUGAGAUUGCGAUUGAAGUAAGCAAUGGAAGUUUCUCGUGGGAUCUCUCUUCUGAAAUUCCCACUUUGAAAGAUUUGAAUUUUCAAGUCUUGCAAGGGAUGAGGGUCGCUGUUUGUGGAACUGUUGGUUCUGGUAAAUCGAGCUUGCUGUCCUGCAUAUUAGGUGAGGUUCCAAAGAUAUCUGGAACUGUUAAAUUGUGUGGGACGACGGCAUAUGUCUCCCAAUCACCUUGGAUACAGAGCGGUAAGAUUCAAGAAAACAUACUGUUUGGCAAGGAAAUGGAUGUUGAGAAGUACGACAAAGUCCUCGAAGCAUGCUCCUUGAAGAAGGACUUGGAGAUUCUUCCCUUUGGAGACCAGACUGUCAUUGGAGAGAGAGGCAUCAAUUUGAGUGGCGGGCAGAAGCAAAGGGUGCAACUUGCUCGUGCUUUAUACCAAGAUGCUGACAUUUAUUUGUUGGAUGAUCCAUUCAGCGCUGUUGAUGCCCACACAGGAUCACAUCUCUUUAAGGAGUGUUUGCUAGGGGCUUUAGCUUCCAAAACAGUUGUCUAUGUCACACAUCAGGUGGAAUUUCUACCUUCUGCUGAUCUUAUCCUGGUUAUGAAAGAUGGAGAAAUUGCACAAGGGGGAAAAUAUAAUGACAUACUAAACUCAGGAACCGAGUUUAUGGAAUUGGUUGGUGCUCAUAAGGAUGCUUUAGCAGCACUUGAGUCAAUGGACCUUGCUAGUAAUAGUUCGAGUGGCACCAUAGAAGGUCGUUCUCAUGACACUGAAAGCAGCACACAGGGUGCUCAUAAAGUAGAGCAGAAAGAUGCACAGAAUGGUAAACCAGAUGAAGUUGGUAGUAAGAAGGGACAACUUGUUCAAGAAGAAGAGAGGGAGAAAGGCAGAGUUGGGUUUUGGGUCUACUGGAGGUACAUCACGAUGGCAUACAAAGGAGCUCUUGUGCCACUGAUAUUGCUGGCACAAAUUCUUUUUCAAAUCCUUCAGAUUGGUAGCAAUUACUGGAUGGCUUGGGCGGCUCCUGCGUCAAAAGAUGAAGAACCUCAUGUGAAUAGCGCAAUGCUUAUCUACGUCUACAUUGCAUUGGCUCUUGGGAGUGCGUUCUGUAUCCUUAUUAGAUCUCUAUUUCUCGUAACAGCUGGGUAUAAGACAGCAACACUGCUGUUCGACAAGAUGCAUAUGUGCAUAUUCCGUGCUCCGAUGUCAUUCUUUGAUUCAACUCCAACCGGGCGCAUUUUAAACAGAGCAUCGACUGAUCAAAAUGAAGUAGAUACAAGUAUUCCUUUCCAAACUGGUUCCUUUGCAUUCACAAUUAUCCAGCUCUUGGGGAUCAUUGCAGUCAUGUCACAGGUUGCAUGGCAAGUUUUUAUAGUCUUUAUUCCAGUGAUUGCAGCUUGCAUUUGGUAUCAGCAAUAUUACAUUGAUACUGCACGGGAACUAGCAAGAUUGGUUGGGGUGUGCAAAGCUCCCAUCAUACAACAUUUUGCUGAAUCCAUGUCAGGAUCAAUGACAAUUAGAAGUUUUGGCCAUGAAUCAAGAUUUGUAGGUGCUAACUUUCAUCUGAAUGAUGAUUACUCUCGACCCAAGUUUCAUAAUGCUGGUGCAAUGGACUGGCUCUGCUUUCGUUUGGAUAUGUUAUCAUCACUUACUUUUGCCUUCUCAUUAGUAUUUUUGAUUUCCAUGCCAAAAGGUGUAAUCGAUCCAGGCAUUGCUGGCCUUGCAGUGACAUAUGGGCUUAAUCUGAAUAUGCUACAAGCCUGGGUCAUAUGGAAUCUCUGCAAUCUCGAGAACAAAAUCAUAUCUGUAGAGAGGAUUCUGCAAUAUACGAGCAUUCCUAGUGAACCACCUCUUACUAUUGAAGCAAAAAGACUAAAUUGUGAGUGGCCAUCGAAGGGAGAAGUAGACCUAUGUGACCUGCAGGUUCGCUAUGCCCCACACAUGCCUUUUGUGUUAAGGGGUCUCACAUGCACAUUCCCUGGUGGAAUGAAGACUGGUAUUGUCGGAAGAACUGGCAGUGGAAAAUCUACCCUAAUACAGACGCUCUUCCGCAUCAUUGAUCCUACUGUUGGUCAGAUAUUUAUAGAUGGCAUUGACAUUUCAACAAUCGGACUGCAUGACUUAAGAUCCAGAUUAAGCAUUAUCCCUCAAGACCCAACUAUGUUUGAAGGAACCGUGCGUAGCAACCUUGACCCUCUUGAAGAGUACACAGAUGAACAAAUAUGGGAGGCCUUGGACUGCUGUCAGCUUGGAGAAGAAGUUAGGAAGAAAGAAUUAAAGCUCAGUUCCACAGUCACUGAAAAUGGUGAGAACUGGAGUGUUGGUCAGCGUCAGCUUGUCUGUUUAGGCCGGGUGAUUUUGAAAAAAAGCAAGGUCUUGGUCCUUGAUGAAGCGACUGCUUCAGUGGAUACUGCAACUGAUAGCCUAAUUCAGAAAACCCUGCGGCAGCAGUUUUUGGAAUCCACAGUCAUAACAAUAGCGCAUCGGAUAACAUCUGUUCUUGAUAGUGAUUUUGUCUUGCUUCUCGAUAAUGGAGUCAUUGUGGAACAUGAUACUCCAACUCGAUUAUUAGAAAACAAGUCAUCUUUAUUUGCAAAUCUUGUUUCUGAAUAUACCAUGAGGUCAGGUUCAAGUUUUGAUGGACUGAACAAUCAAUGAAUAGGAGAUUAUGGUCAGUCUAAUUUCAUUGAGAUAACAUACCUCGGAUGAUGCCGAAAAAUGACUGGAAGAUGACUGUGUAAGGGUUCUGCUUCAUAAUUGUGAGCAUGGAUGUGCUAUUCUGAGCCAACAUAUAUCAAGCGGAGGCUGGUAAAACGUUCUGAAAGUUUAUAAAUUCUUGAAGAUGCUCUAACACAAGUUGCAAUGGUGAAGUGUAAGUGUUGUUGUCGCAGCUUUUUCAUUUGGAUAGAUGUCAGAGUUACCCUGGAAUAUUUUGUGCAUUUGUUUGUAACUUUAUGAGUGAGUUUAUAAUAUUGGAAACAGUGUAAGCACUAUUAUUUUCUAAAGACAAUAUUAUAAUCUUUUAUUACCUUUUCA